Molecule: messenger RNA, 554 nt
Organism: Aureobasidium subglaciale EXF-2481
Lineage: Eukaryota; Fungi; Ascomycota; Dothideomycetes; Dothideales; Saccotheciaceae
Exons: 4
Coding region: 28-417 (129 amino acids)
Biological process (GO): DNA-templated transcription
Cellular component (GO): RNA polymerase I complex; RNA polymerase III complex
Molecular function (GO): DNA binding; protein dimerization activity; DNA-directed RNA polymerase activity
Source: RefSeq, a predicted model, not a curated record
UGCACGACGAAGAUAAUAUAACAGAUCAUGUCUACCAACGGAGAUCACGAUAUGGCCGACGCCGUCGCCGGCGCUGAUAUGAAUUCUACUGAGAUCGAGGUUGUUGAGCCACAGCGCAUCAGAGUGUUGCCUGGAUCAACCGAUACUGCCGCCUCAUUCGAGUUCACUAAGGAGGACCACACCCUUGGCAAUGCUUUACGAUACAUCAUCAUGAAGAACCCUGACGUUGAGUUCUGUGGCUACUCCAUUCCUCAUCCUUCGGAAGCAAAAAUGAAUCUUCGCAUUCAAACAUGGGACGAAGUCAAUGUGUACGAUGUACUGGAGAAGGGUCUCAAUGAUCUGAUGGAUCUCUGCGACGUUGUGGUGGACAAGUUCACCGUAUCAAGAGAUGCGUUCAAUGCCAGCAAGACAUCGUGAUAGUUGAGAGUGCAUUUUACAGGCGUUCUGUGCAUUUGGAGAAUAGGGAACUGCGGUUCAAAAUGGUAUCAUUACAGGAAGGUUUGGGGGAAUCGGGAAGGCGCAGGAUGAUUGUUUCUCUCUCUAGUUGCGUCCCU